AUGUCGAAGAAUUACAUAAAUGUUCUUUUGAAGCCUUUUCGUGAGAAUAAAGUUGUAUCGAGCUUACUAAAAUUAUUCGAGUCGGGUUCGAAUAACGCAUCGGGAGGGGUUGUGGGUGUGAAAAAUGAGAUCCCCGCUGGCCGGGCUGGCUCUGCUCAGUACAGCACUGGAGUCCGUAAGGUGACUCUCAUUCCUGGCCACGGUAUCGGCCCCGAGAUCACUGUAGCCGUUCAGAAAAUAUUUGAAGCUGCUAAAGUACCCAUUGAAUGGGACGAGGUUGAUGUCACAGCUGUUAGAGGUCCGGAUGGCAAAUUUGGUAUUCCCCAACGAGCCAUUGACUCGGUCAAUGCCAACAAGAUAGGCCUCAAAGGUCCAUUGAUGACUCCGGUCGGUAAAGGAUACAGGUCAUUGAACUUGGCUUUAAGAAAAGAAUUUGAUCUGUACGCCAAUGUUAGGCCUUGCAAGAGUUUAGAUGGCAUCAAGACUCUGUACGACAACGUGGACGUGGUGACUAUCAGGGAGAACACUGAAGGAGAGUACUCGGGCAUCGAGCACGAGAUAGUGGACGGAGUGGUGCAGUCCAUUAAACUGAUUACUGAGGAGGCGAGCAAGAGGGUGGCUGAGUUCGCGUUCACCUUCGCUAGGGACAACAAGAGGAAGAAGGUCACGGCUGUGCAUAAAGCUAACAUUAUGCGUAUGUCUGACGGUUUGUUUCUCCGCUGUUGUCGCGAGCUCGCCACUCAGUUCCCAGACAUCAAGUUCGAAGAGCGUUACCUCGAUACCGUCUGCCUCAAUAUGGUUCAAGACCCGUCCAAAUUUGACGUACUUGUGAUGCCAAAUCUGUACGGAGAUAUUAUGUCUGACAUGUGUUCGGGCUUGGUGGGAGGCCUCGGCCUCACUCCAUCAGGGAACAUCGGCAAGAAUGGAGCCCUGUUUGAAUCUGUCCACGGUACAGCCCCGGACAUCGCUGGCAAGGAUUUGGCGAACCCCACAGCCUUACUGCUCUCAGCUAUCAUGAUGUUAAGGCAUUUACAGCUCAACGAACACGCGGAUAGAGUUCAAAAUGCUUGUCACGAGGUCUUGCGUGAGGGAAAAUCUCUAACCGGCGAUCUCGGCGGCACGGGAAAAUGCAGUGAAUUCACCAACGCCAUCAUAUCAAAAUUAAAUUAA
Molecule: messenger RNA, 1170 nt
Organism: Danaus chrysippus (African queen)
Lineage: Eukaryota; Metazoa; Arthropoda; Insecta; Lepidoptera; Nymphalidae
Source: the annotation of a GenBank genome assembly